UUUACUUAUUUAUACAUUUCGACUUCAACUUUCUUCGACUUUACGCCAUGGGUUCUCGCCAGACAGCGAAAGAAUUGGCUGGGAAUUUGACAGAAGUCGUUAUUCAGACGUUCUCUGAUCGCAUUCUUGUUCUUGUAACUCAGCUCGGGAAAAUAGGAAAUCUGAUUCAAGCGACGCUGCCACCGACUACGUCCUUAGUAGCAGCACCAGCCAUUGAUCCUGCAGAUCCUAUUGCAAUAUCUCUUCCUCCGCCACCUCCCGCCAUCCAGUUAACGCCGUUACUGGGUAAUGCCCCGUCCGAACAUCUACAAACCCUUCAUAACCUCUUCGCAUCACAAAUCGCAACCUUGGUGUGGGCGGCCGAAGAAGAGUCGAUAAUACGGCCAUCCCGUCAAAGCGUCAUCGUCGGGAUCGCCCUGCAGAAAUCCGAUGUAAAUGAAGGGGUGGGACUGAGUGACACGGAACGAGCUACCUUUUUAGGCGUUAUGGAUAUGGUCCAACGAUUGCUGGUACAAAAACUAUGAUGACUAACUUAUACAAUAUCAAGGCUCGCGCCACUCUCAUUGUGCAGAAUCUUGACUGCCUCAGAGAGCCCUGAACAGUGUAAUUGUCCCAUAAAUGUAACACUUGGAUGAUAUCAUUACUAUCUAAGAUACAUGUAUUGAAU
This is a messenger RNA of Guyanagaster necrorhizus, 667 nucleotides long. RefSeq lists its product as uncharacterized. Lineage: Eukaryota; Fungi; Basidiomycota; Agaricomycetes; Agaricales; Physalacriaceae. The transcript has 2 exons. The record is from RefSeq and is a predicted model, not a curated record. The coding region runs from base 48 to 524 and encodes 158 amino acids. Gene Ontology annotation, biological process: proteasome assembly.